Molecule: messenger RNA, 1065 nt
Organism: Plasmodium yoelii
Lineage: Eukaryota; Apicomplexa; Aconoidasida; Haemosporida; Plasmodiidae
Product: 3-demethylubiquinone-9 3-methyltransferase
Exons: 2
Coding region: 1-1065 (354 amino acids)
Source: RefSeq, a predicted model, not a curated record
AUGAAAAAACAGAUUAUAUAUUGUAAUAAAUAUUUUGGAGUAAAUAAAAGUUUUGUAUUAGGUUUUCGAUUUUAUAGUAACAAUACACAUGAUGAAAAGGAAGUAAAUUUUUUUAAUAAUUUAUAUGAUAAAUGGUGGGGUGAAACCAAAUAUGAAAAUAAAUGUAGUGUUAACAGUUUCUAUAGCAUUUUAAACAAAAUAUUAGGAAAAGAUGUAUAUAGCUUACAUGAUUAUAAUAAGCAAAGAUUUGAUUUUAUUUUAAAAAAUUAUGAAUUUUUAUUAUGUGAAAAAAUAAAAAAAGGAAAAGCUCAAAUAGAUAUCAACAUUUUAGAUGUUGGAUGUGGUGGUGGUAUUUUAUGUGAAUACAUCCAAAAUAAUAUUUUUUAUUUUUUACUAAAAAAUAUAAAUAUUUCAAAAUUAGAAAACAUAAAUAUAAAUAUAGAAGGUAUAGAUGUGUCAACCAAAUUGAUUGAAUUGUCAAAAAGGCGAAUACGUGAAAGGCAAGAAAAAGAGAAAAAAGAGAAAAAAGAAAAAGAAGAAAAAAAAGAAAAAAAAGGUCAAAAUUGCCAGAGUGAACAGAGUGAAGGAAAUGUUUACAAACUCGACAAAACCGCUAUAAAUAUAAAUUUAAAUUAUAAAAAUUGUGAUAUAUCUGAUUUGGUAUAUUCAAAUGAUAUGAACAAAAAAAAAUAUGAUAUUGUUAUAUCAUCAGAAGUGAUCGAGCAUAUACCAAACGAUAAAAAAAAACACUUCAUAAAUUGCAUAAAUAAAAUAUGCAAUCCUAUGGCACUUAUUGUUUUUACAACAAUAAAUAAAAACAUUUUUUCAUAUUUAUAUUCAAUUUUUUUAGCAGAAUAUAUCACAGGAAUUAUACCCAAGGGGACUCACAAUUAUGAUUCUUUUAUUGGAGAAACGGAGCUAAUUAAUAUAUGCAACCAAUUUGAGCUUUAUAAUUUAAACACAGAAUAUGUUAUAUACAUUCCAAUAAUAAGGAAUUAUUUUAAAACAAACAAACUAAAAUUGUUAUAUAUGGCAUCAUUUGUUUAUCAAAAUAAUAAAAAAUAA